This is a messenger RNA of Elaeis guineensis (African oil palm), 1878 nucleotides long. RefSeq names its product sulfoquinovosyl transferase SQD2. The record is from RefSeq and is a predicted model, not a curated record. Gene Ontology annotation, molecular function: UDP-sulfoquinovose:DAG sulfoquinovosyltransferase activity. Lineage: Eukaryota; Viridiplantae; Streptophyta; Magnoliopsida; Arecales; Arecaceae. Gene Ontology annotation, cellular component: chloroplast envelope. Gene Ontology annotation, biological process: sulfolipid biosynthetic process; glycolipid biosynthetic process.
AAAGAUAAAAGAAAGAAGCAGCAGCCAAGGCGAGGAGAGUGGAGGAAAAGAAAAGAUUCGGGAGCUGCCAGGGGUGGCGGGCGGCAUAUGCUCCCAGCAUCGCAUCGUUAUUCCGUCCCCCGCGGGAAUAUACUUCGAAGAGCACCAACUGGAAAGCCUCGGAUUCCCUCCCGCAACUCCAGUCUUUUAGAAUACUCCCCAAGCAAUCGCGCCCAGCGCCCCCACGACAUGUCUAUAAAUCUUUCUUCCGUCCCCCUCUCUCCCACUUCUCCUCCUCCUCUUCUCCCUUGUUCUUCUUGUUCUCUGUCUUGGGUUGCGAGAAGCCCCUGCUUCUCGAGAGAAGUGCGGCGUCUCUCCGUACGCCAAAAGAAGCGGAGGAGUGCGGUGGUCUUGGCGGCGGCGUCGGGGAGGAGGAUGGUGAUAGAAGAGAUAAAGGACGAGGAGGUCGAGGAAGCGCCGCCGCUGUUGGAGGCUGCCGAGGCCAACUCCAAGCCUCGCCGCAUUGCUCUUUUCGUCGAGCCCUCUCCCUUCGCCUAUGUUUCUGGAUAUAAGAACCGGUUUCAGAAUUUCAUCAAAUACUUGCGUGAAAUGGGAGAUGAGGUCAUCGUUGUGACUACCCAUGAAGGGGUGCCUCAGGAGUUCCAUGGAGCAAAACUGAUCGGUUCGUGGAGUUUUCCCUGCCCAUGGUAUCAAAAGGUUCCGCUUUCUCUGGCACUUAGCCCCAGAAUAAUAUCAGAGGUGGCAAAGUUCAAGCCGGACAUAAUUCACGCAUCUUCACCUGGAGUCAUGGUAUUUGGUGCUCUUAUAAUUGCUAAGUUGCUUUGUGUCCCAAUAGUGAUGUCAUAUCACACCCAUGUUCCAAUAUACAUUCCCAGGUACACGUUCAGCUGGUUGGUGAAGCCUAUGUGGUUGAUUAUAAAGUUCCUUCACAGAGCUGCUGAUCUUACAUUAGUACCUUCAGCUGCUAUUGGCAGGGAUCUUCAAGCUGCUCGUGUGACAGCAGCUCACAAGAUACGCCUUUGGAACAAAGGUGUUGAUUCUGAAAGUUUCCACCCUCGUCACCGCAGCCAUGAAAUGCGCAUAAGGCUAAGUAAUGGUGAACCUGAAAAGCCAUUGAUAAUUCAUGUUGGACGCUUAGGAGUUGAAAAAAGUUUGGAUUUUCUCAAAAGAGUUAUGGAUAGGCUGCCAGGAGCAAGAAUUGCCUUUAUUGGAGAUGGACCAUACAGGGCUGAACUGGAAAAGAUGUUCUCAGGCAUGCCCGUGGUGUUCACAGGAAUGCUGCAAGGCGAGGAGCUUUCACAGGCGUAUGCCAGUGGUGAUAUUUUUGUGAUGCCUUCAGAAUCUGAGACCCUUGGGCUUGUCGUGCUGGAGGCCAUGUCAUCUGGGAUUCCUGUGGUGGCAGCUCGAGCAGGUGGAAUACCAGACAUUAUACCAGAAGAUCAGGAGGGCAAAACCAGCUUCCUAUUUACCCCUGGAGACCUUGAUGACUGUGUGAACAAGAUUGAACGCCUACUGUCUUGCAAGGAAUUUAGAGAGGCGAUGGGUCGGGCUGCACGGGAAGAGAUGGAGAAGUAUGACUGGAAAGCAGCCACCCGGAAGAUACGCAAUGAGCAGUACAAUGCAGCCAUCUGGUUCUGGCGGAAGAAGAGGGCGCAGCUGCUUAGACCCAUUCAGUGGUUGGUCAGAAGAUUUUUCCGGUCGCCGCAAGUCAAUUAUAGUUGAUGUUAGAAUGUGUACAUUGCAGUUGAAAGGUUUGAGAAAGUGUGGGUGAUUGGCCAGUUGAUUCGUUUCUUGUACAUUAUUAUGUGUAUUGCCAUAACUCUAGUCUUUGUUGGAGAUGAUGCAAUGAUAAAGGAAUUGUUUGUUGUUAUUGUGUCA